CUUACGGCGGGCGGGCGGACGGUCGAGCUCACGGCAGCGCCGGAGCCGCGACACAGGCGUGUGGGCUGAGCGCAGCCAGAGAGGGUAUUUGUGUGGGAUCCCCCCCUGCCACGGACGGGCAGAGGGCAACAGCGUUACCGCAGGAGGGUGUGAACUGGGAAAAAAUAUAUUUAAACACCCCUCCCUUCUUUUCUCCCUGCCUCCGGAGCAGAGGAGGCAAACUGCGCGGACUGAGUUACUGCGGAUCCCUCGCGUUACCCAGUGCGCGCAGGAGCGGCGAGAGACCGGUCGCUCGGCACCGUCUGGCAAUGCCACGGGCUGCGGGGAUGAGAGUGAGCCGACCGCCGGCGGGGACGCGGGCACCGGGUGCCCGUGGAAGGAGCCUCUCUGUCUGAACGGAGCGGAGAACGCGCGGCGGCGGCGGCCGAACCAGUGAAGCCUCCCGGAGCUCAGCAGUCCCGGGAAGGCAGAGGCGCCCUUUCCCCAGCCCCGCUCCCCGGCUCCGCAGGGUUAUGUUGGAGUUACAGCGUCCUGGAGAACGUCCGAGCAACCGGGAUUGUGUUACUGGAGUACGGUUUUCCAGAUGGACUUUGUGGUUUGGAGAGAAUCCCCUGUUCUGAAAAUAUUCCGGUGAUUGAGGUUUGGACCGGCUCCCAGUGAGGCUCCCAGCAACCUCUGCGUGCACUCAGUAGCGCAGCCCAGGGAGGCCCCCAACCCUUGGCAGAUUAGCAGUGACGCUGCCUAACCUGCCGAGAAUCUCCAGCAGCCCUUGUUUUUUGUUCGAUAAUUGAGUUGGUAUAUGUUUGGAAUCGCCCACUGUCCUCAGGAGCAGAGGCCACCUAUUUGGAGCCAAAGAUACCAGCUGUUGGCCAAUAUUCAGUGCAGGUGAGGGACGAUGGUGGUUGCAGGGACCAGCGCGCAGAGUCCUGGCCUGCCUCCCUGGCCGCCCAUCCUUCUGCUGAUCCUCGGAGCAGUGCUAUCGGGCCACGCCAGCGGCUGCCCGGCUCGCUGUGAUUGUUCAGCGCAGGAGAGAUCCGUGGUGUGCCACCGGAAGCGGUUCAUCUCCGUUCCAGAGGGGAUCCCGACUGAAACCCGGCUGCUGGACCUGAGCAAGAACCGCAUCAAGACGCUGAACCAGGACGAGUUCUCCGCCUACCCGCUGCUGGAGGAGCUGGAAUUGAAUGAAAACAUUAUCUCCACAGUGGAGCCCGGCACCUUCAGCAACCUCUUCAACCUGCGCUCGUUGGGUCUGAGGAGCAAUAGGCUAAAACUGAUCCCCCUCGGUGUCUUCACUGGCCUCAACAACCUCACGCAGCUGGACAUCAGCGAGAACAAGAUCGUCAUCCUGCUCGACUACAUGUUCCAGGAUCUGUACAACCUCAAGUCGCUGGAGGUGGGCGACAACGACCUGGUCUACAUCUCGCAUCGCGCCUUCAACGGCCUCCACAGCCUCGAGCAGCUGACGCUGGAGAAGUGCAACCUGACCACAGUGCCCACCGAGGCGCUGAGCCACCUGCACGGCCUGAUCGAGCUACGGCUCCGCUUCCUCAAUAUCAACGCCAUCCAGAACUACUCCUUCCGGCGGCUGUACCGCCUCAAGGUGCUGGAGGUGUCCCAUUGGCCCUACUUGGACACGCUAGCACCCAACUGCCUGUACGGGUUGAAUCUCACCUCCCUCACCAUCAGUAGCUGUAACCUGAGCUCUGUGCCAUACCUGGCCAUCCGACACCUGGUCUACCUGAAGUUCUUCAACCUCUCCUUCAAUCCCAUCACCACCAUCCAUGGCCACAUGAUGCAGGAACUGCUGCGGUUGCAGGAAAUUCACCUGGCCGGCGGCAGGCUCACCACCCUGGAGCCCUACGCCUUCCGAGGCCUGAGUCACCUACGGGUGCUCAAUGUCUCCUCCAACUACCUGAGCACGCUGGAGGAGAGCGUCUUCCACUCGGUGGGCAACCUGGAGACGCUAAUCAUGGACAGGAACCCGCUGGCCUGCGACUGCCGCCUCCUCUGGGUGUUCAGGCGCCGCUGGCGACUCAACUUUAACCGGCAGCAGCCGGCCUGCGCCUCACCCGAGAUGGUGCAGGGCAAGGAGUUCAAGGACUUCCCGGACGUGCUGUUGCCCAACUACUUCACGUGCCGGCGCGCGCGCAUCCGCGACAAGGCGCCGCAGCGGGUGCAGGUGGACGAAGGGCACUCCGUGCACUUCCAGUGCCGGGCGGAUGGCGAUCCCCCGCCUGUCAUCAUGUGGGUUUCGCCCAGGAAGCGGCAGAUCUCGGCGCGCAGCAGCGGCAGGCUGACCGUCUUCCCGGACGGCACGCUGGAGGUGCGCUACGCCCAGCUACAGGACAAUGGCACCUACCAGUGCCUGGCCAUGAACGCGGGCGGCAAUGACACGGUGACCGCCAGCCUGCACGUCCGCGGCUACGCGCCCGACUGGGGCCAGGCGCCCAAUAAGAGCUUGGCGUUCAUCACCAACCAGCCGAACGGCAGCAGCGCCAACAGCACCCGCGCCUCCGUGCCUUUCCCCUUCGACAUCAAGACUCUGAUCAUCGCCACCACCAUGGGCUUCAUCUCCUUCCUGGGGGUGGUCCUGUUCUGUCUGGUGCUCCUGUUUCUCUGGAGCAGGGGCAAGGGUAACACCAAGCACAACAUCGAGAUCGAGUACGUGCCUCGCAAAUCGGACGCGGGUGUGGGCACUGCGGAUGCACCGCGCAAAUUCAACAUGAAGAUGAUUUAAGCGAUCAGCCACGUACUCUUUUCAUCAAUACGUUUGGUGACCACCGAUUUUUGAAGAAGUAUUUAGUUCGUGGGAAUGCGAGGAGCGCGUCGACGCGUGGUUUUUAUUUUCUAUGUGAAGGUGUGGAAGUAUUUCAGGAGAAGCGGGGUGAGCACUUCCCGUCGCCUUUUCCCGGUCACGGAGUGGCUCGCUGUCCCGGGGAGUUCGCUGGCUGCUUGGCUCCAAGCCGGCGCCGGGGAGCCACCGCACCUCACCUAGAAACCAUUUCUGCCCCAGCAGGGAGCCAUCCUCACACCGACUGACCCGACACAGGACACCGUACUGACAGCAGGAACCGAGGGAGGGGGAGGAGGAGGUGAACAUAGAACAUACAACAACGCACAGAGCAUAGAAUAAACACACAAGGUUCUGCAGAUGCUGGAAAUCUAGCGCAACACACAAAAAAUGCUGGAGGAACUCAGCAAGUCUGGCAGCAUAAAAAAGACUACGAAGGGUCUCGGCAUGUGGCUGUUUAUUCCUCUCCGUAGAUGCUGCUUGUCCGGCUGAUUUCCUCUCGCAGUCUGUAUGUGCUGCACAGGAGAGAGAGCAUUUUAGGAUGCAAAACAGCUUAUGCUGCCACGCUGUCUGUAAGGAGUUUGUACGUUCUCCCCGUGACCACGUGGGUUUCCUCCGGGUGCUCCGGUUUCCUCCUACAAUCCAAAGACAUAUCGGGUAGUAGGUUAAUUGGUCAUAUGGGUGUAAUUGGGCAGCGAAGGCACGUUGGGGCAGAAGGGCUUGUUACCGUGUUGAAUCUCUGAAUAAAAAAAGCAUGGGACACUAAUAUCGAAAUUACUCCAUUACAGUGUUCUAUCAUAUAUAUUUUUACUUGGAGAUCAGUACAGUAAUAGGCUAGUCGGCCCACCAUAUCUAUGCCAUUUAACACCAACUGCCCGUACAUUGUCAAUAUCCAUCCAUACUCUGCCUGUCCAUGUGUCUAAACUGUCUCCUCCACCUUCUCCACUCUCUUGUAAAACUCAGUUAAAUUCCUCCCAUUCACCUUCCAAUUAUGCCCUUCAGUAUUUGACAUUUGCAGCUUGCGAGAAGGAGUAGACUCCGCCUGCUCUGUCUAUUCUUGUCAUUGUAUAAAUUUCUCUCCGGUUGCCCCUCAGACUCCGCUGCCCUGGAAGAAACAGCCCAAGUUUGAUCAACCUCUCCUCCAGGUUAAUAAUACCCCCUAAUCCAGGCAACAUCCCGAUGAACACUCUCCAAAUCCACUGCAUCCUUCUUUAGAUACACUAACCAGAACAGCACACCAUACUGCAAAGGGGGAAACUAACCAGGGUAGACAGACCAGAGACACAAGGGACAGCAGGUGCUAGACAGGGGUAGACAGACCAGAGACACAAGGGAUGGCAGGUGCUAGACAGGGGUAGACAGACCAGAGACACAAGGGAUGGCAGGUGCUAGACAGGGGUAGACAGACCAGAGACACAAGGGAUGGCAGGUGCUAGACAGGGGUAGACAGACCAGAGACACAAGGGACAACAGGUGCUAGACAGGGGUAGACAGACCAGAGACACAAGGGACAGCAGGUGCUA
This is a messenger RNA of Hypanus sabinus (Atlantic stingray), 4314 nucleotides long. Its product is annotated as leucine-rich repeat and immunoglobulin-like domain-containing nogo receptor-interacting protein 1. Gene Ontology annotation, molecular function: protein binding. NCBI's taxonomy places the organism in Eukaryota, Metazoa, Chordata, Chondrichthyes, Myliobatiformes, Dasyatidae. The record is from RefSeq and is a predicted model, not a curated record. The transcript is spliced from 5 exons. The coding region runs from base 896 to 2737 and encodes 613 amino acids. Gene Ontology annotation, cellular component: extracellular matrix.